UUUUGGGAGUUGAGUUUGGUUUUUCUUCACUCAUGUGGGUUGUUGCAGAAUAAAGUUGUUGCUUGACUGGUCUUUCUUUUACCUGUUGGGUUUGAUGCAUGUUCUUGAGCUGUCCCAAGUAUCAUGAUGCUUCAUUAAAGUCAGUCAGUUGCUUAAAACAGUAAGGAUUUCAGUGAUACCAACAACAAAUGAAGCAAGUCAGAAAAAACCAAUUACAGUGAAGGGUUUUGUUGAUAUGGAUCUCAAGACGACUUCAAAAUACUACCAAGCUCCUCCUCCUUCAUCAGCAACACCAUUAGAGUACAACAAGAAGAACGAAGGAGAGAAUCCAUUUGAUGAUACAUUUUCAGCAGUAGACCCACUUUGUAAACUGAAUCUAAAAGAGACUUCAGAUUUUGUUAAAUCGUUUCCAAUGAAUACUAAGAGAGAUGGAUCGGUGAAUUCAGUUCAGAGUAAUAAUAGGAUGAGACUGAUUGAAGCUCCACCAACACCUGGUAGACCUGUGUUUAGUUUCAGUAAUAGUACUGGGAAUCAUCAUUCAAGAAAAGGGUUUCCAUCGAAAUGGGAUAAUGCUGAGAAAUGGAUUAUUAGCACUCAUGAUUCACCAGCUCAUCCUUUUGUUAAACCCUCACCAGUUUUUCAACAGAAAAGUGAGAUUUUCUCAGAGAAAUCUGUAAACGUGAAAUCUUUUGAUCAGCCUACUACCACUACAGUUUCAGUCUCAGCUUUUCAUGGUGGUGGUGCGGCUCCUGGAACUGAAGUACUUCUUAAAGAUAAGUUUACAAACAAUAUAGAGCCAGCAGCAAUAUUCCCAAACUUCAGAUAUUCGGAACCAUCGAAAGAAGGAUUCUUGUUUCGAAAUUCAGCUUGUGAAUCAAUGAAAGAUGCUGGAACGGAAAUGGUUCCGCAAAUUCAACAUAGAGAUGUUGGGACAGAAAUGACUCCGUUAGCAAGUUCAACAACUUCUAGAUGUCAUACCCCUUUCAAGAUUGCUUCUCCUGCUAGACAUAAUACGCCACAAGAUAGGUCAGGAUUGUUAGCGACACCCAAAAGGACUAGUACCAACAUAGAUAUUUCAGAGCAUCAUUUUGCAAAACUUGAAAUGGGGACUCAGUUUGAUUCGGUUACGUCGAAGUGGAGCUCGAGAGAGGAGGAAGAAGAAGAGAUUUCCAAGAGUUUGAGACAUUUCGAUAGUACGUUUAAUUGUGGUGGAUCUAGGAAGCAUAAUAAUGCAAUUGAAGUUAAAGCUGCUUCAUGGGAAGAAGAAGAAAGAACGAAAUGCUGUAGCAGGUAUCAAAGGGAAGAAGCAAAAAUACAAGCUUGGGUAAACCUCCAAAGUGCGAAAGCAGAAGCUCAAUCCAAAAAGCUUGAGGUGAAAAUACAAAGAAUGAGAUCAAAUUUAGAAGAGAAGAUAAUGAAACGAAUGGCAAUUGUUCAUAGAAAAGCAGAAGAAUUGAGAAAUGAAGCACAAAUUCAACACUCACAACAAGUUCAGAAAGCCACAGAACAAGCACAAAAGAUGAUACUCAAGAACCAACAACUACAAAACUCUUCUUACUACAUCUCUGACCAUACUACUUCAUGUGGUUGUUUUCCUUGCAACAACCAUCAUUUCUAGAUAACAAUGUCCUUUGUUUUUAGGAACCCCAAUGAAGAACAAUGCCAAAGUCCUUCGUUUUUAGGACCCCAAUGAAGUAAAGAGAUGGAACCCCAAAUAAAGAAAGAGUCUAUUUGUUGUUAGUACAAAGUGCAUAGAAUGCUGUGGUCCAUUGAUUGUAAAGAUUUGGUGUUUAGUCCUUGUUUGACUGAGAAAAGGAUAGCAGUGUAAUGUUGGUAAAGGGAAACAGUGUAGAAAUUUAGAGCAUUUGUUUAUGAUUGUGAUGUAUCAGAGUGAGAUCCCAAACAGCUAAAACAAGAUGAUGACAUGAAAAUUGCAGUGAACCCAUGUGGGGUUUUUUUCCUGUCUUGCAGAGUA
Molecule: messenger RNA, 1975 nt
Organism: Papaver somniferum (opium poppy)
Lineage: Eukaryota; Viridiplantae; Streptophyta; Magnoliopsida; Ranunculales; Papaveraceae
Exons: 4
Coding region: 236-1618 (460 amino acids)
Source: RefSeq, a predicted model, not a curated record